Molecule: messenger RNA, 1658 nt
Organism: Centropristis striata (black sea bass)
Lineage: Eukaryota; Metazoa; Chordata; Actinopteri; Perciformes; Serranidae
Product: class I histocompatibility antigen, F10 alpha chain-like
Exons: 5
Coding region: 495-1526 (343 amino acids)
Biological process (GO): immune response
Cellular component (GO): external side of plasma membrane
Source: RefSeq, a predicted model, not a curated record
UUAUACACAGAAUGAACCAUUUCAUGUCUUCAUUUAUUUAAUUUAUUCUUAUUAUAAUGAUUAUGGCUUACAUUUAAUGAAGACCUGAAAUUCAGUGUCUCAAAUGUGAAUAUUGCAAAAAAACAACAACAUAAAAAGUCUGUUUAAUGUGUAAAUGUUGUCCUCUGAAAAGUCAGUCAUCUAUAUGACUCAAUACUUGGUUGGGACUGUUUGACUUGAACUACUGGAAAUAGUCUUUUCUAUGAUAUUGUCAUUUAUUGAGACGCACAUAUACUUUCACUUUCGUUCAUAACUUGUCUGAGUCUGUUUUACCUAGAUACAAGUGACGUCAUGCUCAGAAUAAAUUCCCAUUGGCUCAGAUGAAGGUUUGUUCAGCGUCACCUCUUGUUUUCUCCUCAUUUCAACUCUGAUUGUGGAGCAGGAAGGAUGAUCUCUGUUUCUCUCUUCAGACAAACACACAAAGCUUCACUCUGGUAAAUCUUCAGACGGUCACAAUGCAGAUCUUUGCUGCUCUGGUUCUCCUGGGAACAGCCCUGCAUGGCGCUGCACCAAUGACUCACUCUAUGAUGAAUUUCUACACUGGAUCGUCUCAAGUCCCAAACUUCCCAGAGUUUGUGUUUGUUGGUUUGGUUAAUGAGAUUGAGACAGAUCACUAUGAUAGUAACAGCAGGAAAUAUGAACCCAAACAGGAGUGGGUGAUCAGAGCCACAGAAGAUGAUCCUCAGUACUGGCAGAGGGGGACUGAGAGUAGAUUUAAUACCCAGCAGCUCUUCAAAAACAACAUUGAAGUUGCAAAGCAGCGCUUCAACCAAACUGGAGGUGUCCACAUUUUCCAGGUGAUGGAAGGCUGUGAAUGGGAUGAUGAGACUGAUGAGGUCAAAGGUUAUCAACAGUACGCUUAUGAUGGAGAAGACUUCUUAUCAUUGGACCUGGAGACAGAGACAUGGGUCGCUCCAAAACAACAGGCUGUCAUCACCAAACACAAGUUGGAUAAUAAUAAAGCUCUGAUGGAUCAGAACAAACACUACUUCACCCAGAUUUGUCCUGAGUGGCUGAAGAAGUCUGUGAAGUUCGGGAGGAGCUCUCUGCUGAGAAAAGACCUUCCCUCAGUGUCUCUCCUCCAGAAGACUCCCUCCUCUCCAGUCAGCUGCCACGCUACAGGUUUCUACCCUGACGGAGCCAUGAUGUUCUGGAGGAAAGAUGGAGAGGAGCUUCAUGAGGACGUGGACCUCGGAGAGAUCCUCCCCAACCACGAUGGAUCCUUCCAGAUGAGUGUUGACCUGGACCUCUCAUCAGUCAAACCUGAAGACUGGACCAGGUACGACUGUGUGUUUCAGCUGGUUGGUGUGAAGGAGCACAUCUUCACCAGACUGGAAGAAGAAAAGAUCAGGACCAACAGAGAGAAACCCACUGACAAUAACGGCAUCAACAUUCCUGCAGUCGUUCUUCCUCUCGUCCUCCUCCUCCUCCUCGCUGUGAUUGGAUUCUUAGUUUACAGAAGAAGAAUAACAGGAAGAUGGUGUUAGAAGAUACUCUGGCAUUUGGCAGUUGUGACGACUAAAACAAUGUGUGUGGACAACUGUGCACAGUUGUCCAGUUAUAGUCAGAUUUUGGCAAUAGUUUUUCCAAGUGUCAUGUAAAUGUACUGAAUGACACCA